Messenger RNA from Ilyonectria robusta, 1668 nucleotides. RefSeq names its product Sodium/hydrogen exchanger family protein. The transcript has 5 exons. Gene Ontology annotation, molecular function: sodium:proton antiporter activity. NCBI's taxonomy places the organism in Eukaryota, Fungi, Ascomycota, Sordariomycetes, Hypocreales, Nectriaceae. Gene Ontology annotation, cellular component: plasma membrane. Bases 1 to 1668 code for a protein of 555 amino acids. The record is from RefSeq and is a predicted model, not a curated record. Gene Ontology annotation, biological process: proton export across plasma membrane; sodium ion export across plasma membrane; regulation of membrane potential.
AUGCCUGUUCUCAGUCUCAGCGAGCUCAACAUUGUGUUGAGUGUUUUGGGCGCUUUCACUGUCCUAUAUGGAAUCAUCUCUGUAAAGCUCAAGCAGGCGUGGUAUCUUGGCGAAGCUCUCCCUGCCGUCGCUCUGGGCAUCGCCCUCGGACCCAUAGCCGCCAAGUUUAUUGAGAGUGAGAAAUGGGGUUCUGCAGAGGAGGGGCAGACCAAUGCCAUCACCCUGGGUGUUGCUCGUGUCAUGAUUGGCGUCCAACUGGUUAUUGCCGGUUACCAACUCCCGGCCAAGUACAACUGGACCCGAUGGAAGGAAAUGGCCCUGUGCCUGCUGCCCAUCAUGACGCUGAUGUGGCUCUUCACCACCGCCUGCAUCAUGGCCUCGGUUUCCAACUUGACGUUGCUCGCCGGCCUCGUCAUUGGAUCUUGCGUCACUUGCACUGACCCCAUCCUCUCCCAGGCCAUCGCCAAGGGACCCUUUGCUGACAAGUAUGUUGCUCGCCCUCUGCGCGAGAUCAUCUCGUCCGAGGCCGGUGCGAAUGACGGCUUUGGCUUCCCAUUCCUGAUGCUUGCCGUCUAUCUCAUCCGCCAUGCUGACAUUCCUGCCGCCGCUGGCGCUGCUGCUGAGGCUGUGCAUCACAACUUGGUCCGAUCGGAAGAGGUCGGGCGUCUGGGUGGUGGCGUUUACGAGGCCCUCAAGAACUGGCUCCUCGAGACAUGGCUCUACAUUGUGCUGCUGUCUGUUGUCUACGGAGCCGUCGUCGGCUACGGAGCCUGCAAAGCCAUCCGCUUCGCACUCAGGAGGAAGUGGAUCGACAACGAGUCCUACGUUUUGUUCCCCGCCGCCCUGGGCCUCUUCAUCGUCGGCACCUGUGGCGCCAUUGGCACUGACGACCUUUUGGCCUGCUUCGUCGCUGGCAACGCUCUAAACUGGGACGGCGAAUACCUCCGGGAGACGGAGGAGCGACACGACGAAGUCAACUCAUGCAUCGAUGUGCUGCUCAACUUUGGCGGCUUCAUGUACAUCGGAUCCAUCAUGCCAUGGUCUCAGUUCCACGACCCCGAGGGAACCGGCUUGACUCUGGGCCGUCUCUUCCUGUUGGGCUUCCUGGUCCUCGUGUUCCGCCGCAUUCCCGCCAUUCUGAUGACUUACAAGCUGAUGCCGUCCGUUUGCACAAACUACAAAGAGGCCCUCUUCAUGGGCUAUUUCGGUCCUAUCGGUGCCGGCGCUGUCUUCUACGUCGAGCACGCCCGCCACCAGUUCCCCGAACUCGGUGAGGGUGAUGAAGAGGAGACCAACUUGGUCACCCUCAUGGGUCCCAUCGUCUACUUUCUCGUUCUCUUCUCCAUUGUUGUACACGGACUCUCCAUUCCCGCACUGAGCAUCAUCUACUCGUACAUGAACGUCAAGCCCAUCCAGGAAGACGGCGUCGAGAUUCGGCGUGUGUCGAUGCAGGCCCCGAGACCUGUCAACGCUGCUCAGACUGGCGACAAAACAUUCAUCGCUUUCAACCGCUUUAGCCAACCGGUGAUGCAAACGUUUGACUUGCCCAGAGACGAGUCCAUGGCUGUGAGCGACUCCAAAUCCCACAACUCCCGUUUUUCGCAUGAGUCGGACGAGCUAGAGACAGAGAAGAGGGAGAGGCGACGAACUAUCCGGUACAUGGUAUAG